Molecule: messenger RNA, 618 nt
Organism: Parnassius mnemosyne (clouded apollo)
Lineage: Eukaryota; Metazoa; Arthropoda; Insecta; Lepidoptera; Papilionidae
Source: the annotation of a GenBank genome assembly
AUGGAAGUGAGAAAAGUACACGAUAUGAAGAAAAUUAUUGUUGCAAAUAAUAUGACUGUGCCAGUUGUGUGUGCCGGGAAUACACAGAUAACUACGCUUGUGAAUAAUUCUCAGUUUGACAUUAAAGUGAACAACAUUUUGUACAUACCUAACCUAACCACAAACUUAUUAUCAGUAAGCCAGCUAAUAGCAAAAGGAAACAAAGUUACUUUCAAGACUGAUGUGUGUUAUAUACAUAAUCAACGGAAUGAGCUUAUUGCAACAGCAAAUUUAAAGAAUGGUGUGUAUAAGUUGAAUACAGUAAAGUCAGAGAAAGUGUUGGCCGCAGCAGUUCAAACUACAGAUGCAAAACAGUGGCAUAGGAGAUUGGGUCAUAUUAACAGUAAUGAUUUGCAGAAGAUGAAAAAUGGUGCUGUAGAGGGUAUAUCAUUUGAUAUGAAGGCUGAUAUUCAGAAAAUAAACUGCCAGGUAUGUUGUGAAGGGAAACAGAGUCGUUUACCAUUUCAAUUACGAAACCAUAGAAGUUCAGUAAAUGCUAGAUUUAGUUCACUCAGAUCUGUGUGGGCCUAUGGAGGUUCGAUCGAUUGGACAGGCAAGAUAUUUUCUAUUGUUUGUUGA